CCGCAUUGCAAUUGCCUGUCUAUCACCUUGGCGCAGCACGAACCCCUCUCAAAGUAACGCAGACUUUCUUAUCGUGGUGCAUCUCCGACGUGACCUUCGGAACCGGGAUUGUGCGUACCCCACAACUAUCUCUGGCGCCAUACCGGCCAUGAAUGAUAAAAGCAUUCCAACGCUCAUAUCUACUGCCUUGGGCCGUUUCCAAACAUAACUCGUGACACCAACCUUCGAGGCAUCAAUCCUCAACAUCUACAAAGGAACUUGAUGUGAGAGGUCACCGUAAUGAAGCCCUUCUCAUCAGCAGCUCUCAUCUGCGCCCUCGCCUCAUCGGCCUGGGCCGCAUCCUACACCGAAUCUCUCCUUAGCCUGCACAAGACCCUCGUCGAAGCCGACUCGACAACCAAAUCCGAAGCCCUCGGAACGCAGGUUCUCAAAGACUACCUCGAGACAAACUUCACAGUCGAGCUUCAGACAGUCGAAGGAACCCGCCAAAACGUCUUCGCCUACCCCGGCACCGCUCGCGAAGCCCGCGUCCUCGUCACAUCGCACUUUGACACCGUACCGCCAUAUAUCCCGUACUCCCGCUCCGGCGAUGAGAUUCGCGGUCGUGGAACUUCUGAUGCGAAAGGAAGUGUUGCAGCGCAGAUUAUUGCUGUGGAGGAGCUCCUCGCAAGCGGGGAGAUUGUUGAGGGCGAUGUCGCGCUGCUAUACGUCGUCGGCGAGGAAUCUGGAGGCGAUGGAAUGGGUGCCGCGAAUGAGCUGGGCUUGACUUGGGAAUCUGUCAUCUUUGGCGAGCCGACGGAGAAUACCCUCGUCCGGGCGCAUAAGGGUGUGCUGGGAUUCAAUAUCACAGCCGACGGCGUCGCGGGCCAUUCUGGGUAUCCCGAGUACGGCCGGAGCGCAAUUGACCUACUCGUGCGCGCUUUAGACAAGAUUCAGGAUACGAAGUUGCCGUGGACGGAGGAGUUUGGGAAUACCACGUUGAAUGUGGGCUUGAUUGAGGGCGGGGUCGCGACGAAUGUGAUUCCGGAGAGCGCGUCCGGGAGGGCGUCAAUUCGAGCUGCGACGGAGGAUUUGCAGGGGAUUCAGGAUGUUUUGCAAAAGGCUGUGUCGGAGGUGACGCCCGAGUAUGUCAACUUGACGUUUACUGGGUUUGGUUUGCCAGUGAGUUUGGAUUAUGAUGUUGAAGGCUUCAACACCACCGUGGUGAACUAUUACACGGAUGUGCCGCGCCUGAACGGAACCCACAAGCGUUACUUGUACGGACCUGGGACCAUUCUAGUUGCUCACUCGGCUGAUGAGCGCAUCACUGUUCAGGAUCUCGAGCUUGCUGUGGAGGACUACAAGAAGCUGAUUCUUGCUGCCUUGAAGUGA
Colletotrichum scovillei is the source of this 1371-nucleotide messenger RNA. RefSeq lists its product as uncharacterized. The record is from RefSeq and is a predicted model, not a curated record. Gene Ontology annotation, molecular function: hydrolase activity. The transcript has 2 exons. The coding region runs from base 280 to 1371 and encodes 363 amino acids. Lineage: Eukaryota; Fungi; Ascomycota; Sordariomycetes; Glomerellales; Glomerellaceae.